CCAUUUUCACACCCACUAUCUUCUUCUUGGGAUAUCCGCAGCCCCUCACGCCACCCCCCUUCUCUCUCUUCUUUCUCACUCCAACACCGUCAAGAAAACUUCAAACUCUUUUGAACUUGUAUAAAUACCCUCCACAUGCAACAAUUAUCUUAAACCACCCCUUAAUUACUCUCUCUCUCUCUCUUCAAUAUUCAUACACAAAUACAUACAUACAUAUAAUUAUAUAGCAUGGAAGAGUUAGAGUAUCAAAGAAAACCAUGCAAUAAUAAUACAAGUAAUGGACCACUAAAGCUCUUCGGUUUCAACGUAACGGAAGAAGAAGAAGUAGACGCCACUAAAACACGAUCAGGCUCGCCGGAUUCCGGCGGUUUUCCGGCACCCGACGGACGGAAAUACGAGUGCCAGUACUGCUGCCGGGAGUUUGCCAAUUCACAAGCACUGGGUGGUCACCAAAAUGCCCAUAAGAAAGAGAGGCAACAGUUGAAACGAGCACAAAUGCAAGCCAGUAGAAAUGCUGCCGCGUCUUACAUGCGGAACCCCAUAGUCUCGGCCUUUGCUCCGCCAGCCCACCUCCUCGCUCCGCCAGGCUCCGUGGUGGUUCCUUCCGCUGCGCCUUCAUCCCCGCCGUGGUAUUACGUUCCACGCGCCGCGCAGCCCUUUCAGGUGUCGCAUGGGUGCGUGUUCCCCACAUGGUCAACCGGGAGGGGUGUAGGGAACUUAUCGUGUACCGUCAGUGUAAGUGAGUCCAGCAUGACAGGUAUUGGGCCUCAGGCGAUCAAGGCCCAUAACGGAAGGUUAGAUGGGCCUUCAUUAAGUAGAUUCUCUACUGCAGAAGAUGGACCCAAUUUAGAUGAUGGACUUGGACUCGAUUUGCAUCUUAGCCUUGCGCCAGCCGCGCCGUGACAUCACGUUAGGCUAGGCUUGGCUUAGCUAAAUUCACCACGGUCCAUGGCUUGAGGAUCAUGAACCGAAGCUGUAUUACAUGGCUUGGUAAACCAGCUGGAAAGCCCAAGCCCGUGUAAAUUUAUCAAUUAUCCAAUUAUUGUACAUUUUCAGAGUUAUUCAUUUAUUUUAUAUUUUUUU
Olea europaea var. sylvestris is the source of this 1083-nucleotide messenger RNA. Its product is annotated as zinc finger protein GIS3-like. Gene Ontology annotation, cellular component: nucleus. Lineage: Eukaryota; Viridiplantae; Streptophyta; Magnoliopsida; Lamiales; Oleaceae. Gene Ontology annotation, biological process: gibberellic acid mediated signaling pathway; trichome differentiation; cytokinin-activated signaling pathway. The coding region runs from base 229 to 903 and encodes 224 amino acids. The record is from RefSeq and is a predicted model, not a curated record. The transcript has a single exon. Gene Ontology annotation, molecular function: DNA-binding transcription factor activity; transcription cis-regulatory region binding.